CGGCUGGCUCCGCCUGCGAGGUGGGAGGACUAGUUAGCUGCGCGGAGCCGUGGCCGCAGGGCCCGGGAGCAGUAGGCGCGGACGGGCUCCCUCCGCCCGGCACCGGCGCGAUGUGGCUGUCGCUGCUGCCGCUGGCUGCGCUGCUGCUGGCCGUCCUCGGCAAAGUUUACAAGUGGCUGUUCGCAGGCAGCUCCCCGAACCCCUUCUCCGAGGAUGUCAAGCGGCCACCAGCGCCCUUGGUGACCGACAGGGAGGCCAGGAAGAAGGUUCUCAAGCAAGCUUUCUCACCCAGCCGAGUGCCAGAGAAGCUGGAUGUGGUGGUCAUUGGCAGUGGCUUUGGGGGCCUGGCAGCAGCUGCGAUCCUGGCCAAAGCUGGCAAGCGAGUCCUGGUGCUGGAACAACAUACCAAGGCAGGAGGCUGUUGUCAUACCUUUGGACAGGAUGGCCUUGAAUUUGACACGGGAAUCCAUUAUAUCGGAAGUGUGCAGGAGGGCAGCUUUGGCCGUUUUAUCUUAGACCAGAUCACUGAGGGGCAGCUGGACUGGGCUCCCCUGGCCUCUCCCUUUGACAUCAUGGUACUGGAGGGGCUCAAUGGCCGAAAGGAGUUUCCCAUGUACAGUGGAAAGAAAGCCUACAUUCAGGGCCUCAAGGAGAAGUUUCCCCAGGAGGAAGCCGCCAUCGACAAGUAUAUGAAGCUGGUUAAGGCGGUAUCCAGAGGAGUCAUCCAUGCUGUCUUGUUGAAGAUCCUCCCACUGCCCGUGACUCAGCUCCUCCUCAAGUGUGGGCUGCUCACCCGUUUCUCUCUGUUCCUCCGUGCGUCCACCCAGAGUCUGGCCGAGGUCCUGCAGGAGCUGCCAGCCUCCCCGGAGCUCCAGAGUGUGCUCAGCUACAUCUUCCCCACUUACGGUGUGACCCCCAAACACACCACUUUUGCCAUGCAUGCUCUGCUGGUUAGCCACUACCUAGAAGGGGCCUUUUAUCCCCGAGGGGGCUCCAGUGAAAUUGCCUUCCACACCAUCCCUGUGAUUCAGCGGGCCGGGGGCGCUGUCCUGACGAGGGCCCCUGUGCACAGCAUCUUGCUGGACUCAGCUGGGAGAGCCUGUGGUGUCACUGUGAAGAAGGGUCAGGAGCUGGUGAACAUCUGUUGCCCCAUCGUGAUCUCCGACGCGGGACUGUUCAAUACCUACGAGUACUUGUUGCCAGAGGAGGCCCGCUGUCUGCCAGGUGUGAAGCGGCAGCUGGGGAUGGUGCGGCCUGGCCUGGGCAUAUUCUCUCUCUUCAUCUGCCUCCGAGGCACCAAGAAGGAGCUGGAGCUGCCAUCCACCAACUACUACGUUUAUUUUGACACAGACAUGGACAAGGCGAUGGAGCGCUACCUCUCUCUGCCCAGGAACAAGGCUGUAGAGCACAUGCCCUUUCUCUUCAUUGUUUUCCCGUCGGCCAAGGACCCGACGUGGGAGGACCGGUUUCCAGACCGGUCCACAGGGAUCGUGCUGAUGCCCACCUCCUAUGAGUGGUUCAAGGAGUGGCAGGACGAGCCCCAGGGAAAGCGGAGCAGCGACUACGAGACCCUCAAGAGCUCCUUUGUUGAAGCUGCCAUGUCAGUUGUCCUGAAGCUGUUCCCGCAGCUGGAGGGGAAGGUGGACAGUGUGACUGGAGGGUCCCCGCUGAGCAGUCAGUUCUACCUGGCAGCUCCCCAGGGGGCCUGCUACGGGGCUGAGCAUGACCUGGGCCGCUUGCAUCCUGGUGCGAUGGCCUCCUUGAGGGCCCAGAGCCCCAUCCCCAACCUCUACCUGACAGGCCAGGAUAUCUUCACCUGUGGGUUGAUGGGAGCCCUGCAAGGGGCCCUGCUGUGCAGCAGCGCCAUCCUGAAGCGGAACUUGUACUUAGACCUUCGGAAGCUUGGCUCAAGCAUCCAGGCCCAGAAGAAGAAGAAUUAGUUUGGUCCCGGAGGGGUCAGAGGACAUCUGCCUGGGGCUCUGGCCCGGCCCCUGACUCACCCAUGUCUUUCUGCAUUAGUUCCAUGAUCACAUAAAGCACUCUAAUUUGUUUCUGA
Messenger RNA from Hippopotamus amphibius kiboko, 2056 nucleotides. RefSeq names its product retinol saturase (gene RETSAT). The transcript has 11 exons. The record is from RefSeq and is a predicted model, not a curated record. Lineage: Eukaryota; Metazoa; Chordata; Mammalia; Artiodactyla; Hippopotamidae. The coding region runs from base 111 to 1940 and encodes 609 amino acids.